GCACAAAUCGAAAUGUAAACAAAAAACAAACUCUGUAAGUAAGAGUUGAUCACACAAAAUAUAAUAAAUUGACAGUAAAAGUUAAAAGUAUUCAAAAGAUUAAACCGUUAAUUAUUACAAUGGUCAAUUGUUAAUAAAAUAAUUAUGCCUGCGUUUCAUGAAUCAUGUGCCGAACAAAUUCAAGCCCAAACAGUCAUAAUUAUUCACCCAGGGUCCCAGAAUGUCAGGAUAGGAAGAGCCUCUGAUUUAAAUCCAGUGACAAUUUUGCAUGCUGUUGCGAGAAAGAGGUUGCCCAAUGGAAUCCCAUAUCAGGAUGAAUUUCUACCGGCAUUGGUACCAAAGACAAAAGAGUUGACCCAAGCGAUGGAAGAGUCGCGAUUACAAGUCUCACAUACCUUACAAUCUUGCUUGCAAUCAGAUGGACGCAGGAGGUACGCAACGCCUCCACAGCAAAUAGCAGCCUUCAAUAGGAGGUCUAAUCCUGAGACAGUUUCAUCAAAUAACGUUGAAUGGAUAAAAAGUGACAGAGAUGUAAUCGUCGGCGAGGACAUACUGACCCUAAGUCCAGAAGAUAAUUAUAAUAUUCAUUUUCCAUACCGUCGUGGUGAUCUCAAUGUUCAUUCGGGACCAGGUGGAAGCAUCACCGCGAUAUUGGCGGAUUUAAAAACUAUUUGGGAGUACGUUAUCACUGAAAAACUUGGGAUUCCUGUUAAUGAGUUGAAACAUUAUCGAGCUGUUCUUGUUGUACCUGAUAUAUAUAAUAGACAAUAUUUGAAAGAAUUGACAACUUUGUUGCUUUGUGAAAUGGACUUUGGUGGCUGUUUUUUAAUACAGGAUCAUGUAGCAGCAACUUUUGGUGCUGGUUUAGGAUACGCAUGUGUCGUUGACGUGGGCCAUGAAAAGACAUCAGUUUCUUGCGUUGAAGACGGUAUUUCUCACAGGAAUACUCGGGUGAGAAUGGACUAUGGGGGUGGCAAUAUAACGCAGACAUUUUAUUGGUUAUUACAAAAAUCUGCGUUCCCUUAUAAAACCUGUCAGCCUUCAAAUAAAUUGGAUGCGGUACUGCUGGGUGAGCUUAAAAAAGAUUUCUGUCACGUAGAUUUAAAUAUUUGCGGUUCUCAGGAAAAAUCAUUUCUUGUUAAGCAACCGAACGCGCCUAUUGAAAAGUACACACUUCAGGUUGGUGAUGAAUGUUUGAUAGCUCCACUCAGUCUGUUUCAACCCGAGCUGUUUAAAAUAACUGGAAUACAUAACGUCCAUAUCCAAAAACGUUACAUGGGAGAUCCGGAAGAUCCUCAUGAUGAAAAUUAUCUGCGCGAAACUAGUAGGAGAGGAAUGAAAGAGAAUUUAGAACAGACAUUAGAAAUGCCAGAGGAAGUUGCCGCUCCUGCAGCGACAGCUGAUGAAGAAGUUGUAGUUGAUGCUGUAGAUACUGCACCAAUGGCUCUUUCAAAUCGCGAUCUUGAUGCUCCUCGAGACUUUGUAGUUGGUCCUCAACAGCUCCUAGGUCUUGACCAUGCAAUUUUACAGAGUAUAGAUCGUUGCCCAACGGAAGAUUUGAAACGUAAAAUGUACAGUUGCAUUUUGGUAGUCGGGUCCGGAAUGAAAUUUCAGGGUAUUGGCAUGUGGCUGCAUAACAGAAUAUCUCUACAAAUUCCUUUUAUGUAUAGAGCUGAGCAACUAGACAUAAUAACGCAGCCAAAAGAAAUGGAUUCGGGAAUGACAGCGUGGAAAGGAGCAGCAAUACUGAGUUGUUUGGAGUCAGCCCAAGAACUGUGGAUCAGUCGUCAGGAAUGGGAACAUCAUGGGGUUCGUGUGCUACGAGAAAGAGCGCCAUUUAUGUGGUGACGUUAACCAAUGUAGAAAAAAAUAAAUAAAUUAUUUUAUUAAUUUUAA
Microplitis mediator is the source of this 1896-nucleotide messenger RNA. RefSeq names its product actin-related protein 8 (gene Arp8). Gene Ontology annotation, cellular component: Ino80 complex. Gene Ontology annotation, biological process: regulation of DNA-templated transcription; double-strand break repair. The transcript has 8 exons. The coding region runs from base 145 to 1848 and encodes 567 amino acids. NCBI's taxonomy places the organism in Eukaryota, Metazoa, Arthropoda, Insecta, Hymenoptera, Braconidae. The record is from RefSeq and is a predicted model, not a curated record.